Cuscuta campestris is the source of this 504-nucleotide messenger RNA. NCBI's taxonomy places the organism in Eukaryota, Viridiplantae, Streptophyta, Magnoliopsida, Solanales, Convolvulaceae. The record is from the annotation of a GenBank genome assembly.
CUUUCCAAUUCACUUGACCCCAAAUCUCUCUCCCCAAUUAACUCUCUUUAUUAUCUAUCCUUCUAACCAUUUCUCUCUCUCUCUCUCUCUCUCUCUCUCCGAAGACCAACAAUGGCAGAUUGGGGUCCGGUGGUGAUCGGAGUUGUACUCUUCGUACUUCUUCAACCGGGACUGAUAAUUCAGAUCCCCGGAAACGGCCGCGUCUUGGAAUGGGGCGGCAUGAAAACGAACGGCAAGGCUAUAUGUGUACACGCCCUUAUCUUCUUCGCUAUCUAUGCUGUUCUAAUCUUGGCCGUCCAAGUUCAUAUCUAUACUGGCUGAUCUAUCCAUCCUCAAUCCUGUAAUUCCUGAUUCCAGAAUCUUCUACUCUUUUUUUUUUUUGAAAUAAUCUUCUACUUAAUUUAUUGCCUUAUCACAAUUACAUAUAUUUGUCUGUUUUUCUUUUCCAAAAACAAAAAUGUUAUGUCUUGUUCAGUUGUUCCUCAAUGAAAUCGAAUUGUUCUU